Colletotrichum truncatum is the source of this 1113-nucleotide messenger RNA. Its product is annotated as tRNA 2'-phosphotransferase 1. Gene Ontology annotation, biological process: tRNA splicing, via endonucleolytic cleavage and ligation. Gene Ontology annotation, molecular function: tRNA 2'-phosphotransferase activity. Lineage: Eukaryota; Fungi; Ascomycota; Sordariomycetes; Glomerellales; Glomerellaceae. The record is from RefSeq and is a predicted model, not a curated record.
AUGAAGACCGGCGCGUCAAGAAUUUUAAGAAUCUCCACUCCCAAAUCAGUGAUACCGGCGUCUGCACCGCGAGCAUAUAUCUUUUCGGCAACCUUUGCCAGCCAAGCAGCUCAGCCCAAAACCGGGAAUAAGCGACCGGCUGCUGGUACCUUCCAACAUAGUCUUACACCACCACCACCACCAAUCCCACGGCCGUCUACAUCACCUGCCUCGAAGGAAUCAAAAAUGGCCGAUGCUUUUGACGAGACUACCGCGGGGACACUCGAAGACAGGGCGCAACAGGGGCGCAAAGGCGGGGCCGGGGGCCGCAAGGGCGGACGUGGCGGCGGCGGCGGCGGCGGACAGAACAGAGAAGUUCUUGUGUCAAAGGCGCUUUCGCGGCUUCUGAGGCAUCAGGCUGAGAACGCGGGGAUCACGCUUGAUGAUGGGGGUUAUGCGCCGUUGGAUAAAGUGCUUGCCUACGGUCCCAUCCGAUCUCUCAAAGUAACCUUCGCGGAUAUCCAUUCCGCCGUCUCGACAUCGGACAAGCAGCGCUUCGCGCUGAAGCCAAAUGAGACCACCAACCCCUCCUUGGACGAGACGUCCGUGGACCCGUCGCACUGGCUCAUCCGCGCAAACCAGGGCCACAGCAUCAAGCUCGACUCGGCGUCCCUCCUUACCCCAAUAACUCCUGAGAACGUGCCGGAAACAGUCGUACACGGGACGUACUUUGCGUUCUGGAAGCAGAUUGAAGAAUCUGGUGGCCUGAAACGAAUGGGGCGGAACCAUGUGCAUUUCGCGACCGGUCUGCCUACGGACGAGAAGGGCGUCAUUAGCGGGAUGAGGAAAGACGCCGAGCUUCUGGUGUAUGUUGACGUCGCCAGGGCGCUGAAGGAGGAGGGCCUAAAGUGGUGGAUUAGCGAGAACGGCGUUGUGCUCACGGAGGGAGACGAGGAGGGCGUGGUGCCGAGUAGGCUUUUUAAGGAGGUCAGGGGACGGGAUGAGGCGCUCGUUGGGACGUUGUGGAGUGACGGGGAGAAGAUUGCGGACUUGCCUGAGGGCCUGAAGAUGAGGGCUCCUCCUGGGAAGGGAGGUAGAGGAGGCAGGGGCGGUAGGAGGGGUGGUCGGUCGUGA